AUGCGAUGUGUCCUUUGUAGGCUUGCGGCUAUUCGCUUCUUGAUCUUCCGCUUCCGGCCCAAUGUGUGGUAUUUUGGUUUGGUCCUCUUGGCCCGAGGACCCUUGCUGUCCAUGCCAGGUGUGAUCGCGACCAACAUGCCCAGCUUGCAACUUACGCUGAUGCACAUGAUUCUGCUUGGAUCUCUUUGCCUUCAAUUGUGGUUCCUGCCAUGGAAAUCCCCAAUCCUGAAUCUGGUCGAUGGAGUCUCAGUGUCGCUCCUCGUGAUGCUUUUGGCAGGGUCGCUUGGAUAUGCCGACAGCAGCGGGGAAGAUGCUGCACGUGUUCUAUCUCUCUUCGGCACCGUCAUCUCCUCUUUGAUGGUCGUCAUCCUCGGAGGGAUGGUGAUGCUUGGCCUGACCGCUCUCAUCUACCGCUCGGCGCUGGGCAGUUCAAAGGAAUUGCGCAUCAUGAACCUGGGCAAGGUCCCAGAAGAGAAGGAUGUCUUUCAGAGUCUCCUGGACGUGGCGACUUUCCUCAAGGAAGAUGGACAAGGCAAGGAGGCGACCUUCAUCAAGGACUUGAGCAAUCUCUCAACAUAUGACAUUGGCACCAUCACCCGUGCGAUCAACAUUCUUGCGGACGACCUCAAUAUGACUCUGAGUCAUGGGAGCCUGCGCAAGAGCUCCUCCCGUCGCAUCGCGACCGGAACACGCACCUUCAGGACUCAGGGCCUUGAAGGAACAUGUGGGCACCAAAAACUAAAACCAAACGGAAGAUACGCUAAUAGUCGUGGGGAGUAG
Messenger RNA from Durusdinium trenchii, 780 nucleotides. Lineage: Eukaryota; Dinophyceae; Suessiales; Symbiodiniaceae. The record is from the annotation of a GenBank genome assembly.